UUCCAACAUUCAAUAAAAUAUUUAUUAUAUUUUUUUUAAAAUAUGGCUUCAGUUAAAGAUCAACUGCUGUGGAACAACAGUCGCAAAUCAUGGCUGCUGUAUAUUUUCUUGAAACUCGUUUGUUUCGUCCAAUUGCCAUUCGCUAUCACUGAUAAUGACGAUGGCGAAGUGCCGCAAACAAAUAAUUUUUCGUGGAUGCCCAGCGUUUUAUGGGCCAUUUUAUUGGGCAUUUUAGUUUACUUGAUGUGGAAGAAAUACUUUGGUGUCUUAAACGCAAAUUUGGUACAAAUCAAUUAUGAUGAACACAAUGAUAUACCUAAGGAAAUAAUUGAUGAACCAUGUGAUGAAAUGCGCGAUGAAACACAAAAUGAGACAAACCAUGAAUUACGCGAUCGACCUAUCAAUGAAAAACGUGAUGAUGAAUGCGAUAAGGCAAGCGACGAAAGAUUCAAUUCAACAAGCAAUGAAGGCGAUGUAGCCGGACCGGAAGAAUGCAAUGAAAUACACAAUGAAGCACGCAACGAACUAGUCGAGGAAUCUCGGAGUGAAAAACUCAAUGAAAUUCAAAUUCGAUCGGAAUGCGAGAAAUCUAGCAAUGAGUUAAGCGAUGAUUCGCAAUGUGAGCAAUACAUCAAAUCGCACGCAGAUGAGUUGCCAUCAGUGAGCGGACUUCAAUGCCAAAGCAAUGUUGCUAGAGAAAAGUUAUGCGAUGAUGAUUUGCCAUCAACAAGCGCUGCAUAUCGCAAUGAACGAAGCUUCGAAUCCAGCUCUGUAAUUGUAGACGAUGAGCAGCCAUCAACAAGUCGCGGAAUUCAACGUUUGCGAGCAUUGCCAGUAUGCAUUGUCGAGCCAGUUGUUCGCAAUGGAAAUUCAAUUGAUCGUAGUCGAGUUGCUUCCGCAACAAAUCGCAAUAAGCGACGGGAAUCAAAUGUGUUGCUUCGCACUCAUUCAAUUCCGUGA
Molecule: messenger RNA, 960 nt
Organism: Drosophila sulfurigaster albostrigata
Lineage: Eukaryota; Metazoa; Arthropoda; Insecta; Diptera; Drosophilidae
Exons: 2
Coding region: 43-960 (305 amino acids)
Source: RefSeq, a predicted model, not a curated record